CAAAGCGUUUCAUUUAUCAUUUAUAUAUACAUAUUCUCUCAGUCUGUCCCAUUGGAAAAAAAAAAAAAAGUUUCACUUAUAUAUGCGUGUAUAGAAUCAAGAACCCAUCUGAAAACAAAAUGGCUCCCAACCCACCAAAGACUUCGGUUCUACUUCAAAGAAUCAGCACUCGCAAGCAAUCUCAACGGCGCUCAUCGCAUAUAAUAUCUUGCGCCGCCGCGGCCUCGGAGGUCCCGGAAACGGUGGCCCGCUAUCACGCCCAUCCGGUGGGACCCAACCAGUGCUGCUCCGCCGUGAUCCAGCGGAUCUCCGCCCCCGUCUCCACCGUUUGGUCCGUGGUCCGCCGCUUCGACAACCCGCAGGCCUACAAGCACUUCGUGAAGAGCUGCGACGUCAUCGUGGGGGACGGCGACGUGGGCACCCUCCGCGAGGUCCGCGUCAUCUCCGGCCUCCCCGCCGGCAGCAGCACCGAGCGGCUCGAGAUCCUCGACGAGGAGCGCCACGUCAUCAGCUUCAGCGUCGUCGACGGCGACCACCGCCUCGCCAACUACCGCUCCGUCACCACCCUCCACGCGGACGUGGGCGGGACCACCACCGUCGUGGAGUCCUACGUUGUUGAUGUCCCGCCGGGAAACACGAGAGACGAAACCUGCGUCUUCGUCGACACUAUCGUCAAAUGCAAUCUCCAGUCGCUGGCGCAGAUCGCCCAGAAUCCGGCCGACGAAACAACAACUGAAGGGAUCGGAUCUAAUUAAUAUGAAAAUGUCAACAUUGAUUAUCUGGAUCGAGAUCGAUCUUAGCUAGGCAUUGUGAGUUCUGAUGAUUUCUUGAGAUAACUUAAUUGUGAAUUCAUCAUUAUGUACAUAUAGUACAUACAUAUUAUCCUUAAGUUUUUGUUUCAGCUAGCCAGCUAUUGUUGCAUUAUAUUGUCUUUGAGAUGAAUGAACUUUAAUUUAUUAGGUUUUGUAUAUU
Messenger RNA from Ipomoea triloba (trilobed morning glory), 972 nucleotides. Its product is annotated as abscisic acid receptor PYL4-like. Gene Ontology annotation, cellular component: cytoplasm; nucleus. Gene Ontology annotation, molecular function: signaling receptor activity; protein phosphatase inhibitor activity; abscisic acid binding. Gene Ontology annotation, biological process: abscisic acid-activated signaling pathway. The transcript has a single exon. The record is from RefSeq and is a predicted model, not a curated record. Bases 120 to 755 code for a protein of 211 amino acids. Lineage: Eukaryota; Viridiplantae; Streptophyta; Magnoliopsida; Solanales; Convolvulaceae.